Thecamonas trahens ATCC 50062 is the source of this 777-nucleotide messenger RNA. RefSeq names its product 40S ribosomal protein SA. Gene Ontology annotation, molecular function: structural constituent of ribosome. The transcript is spliced from 2 exons. The coding region runs from base 1 to 777 and encodes 258 amino acids. Gene Ontology annotation, cellular component: ribosome; cytosolic small ribosomal subunit; 90S preribosome. The record is from RefSeq and is a predicted model, not a curated record. Gene Ontology annotation, biological process: ribosomal small subunit assembly; cytoplasmic translation. NCBI's taxonomy places the organism in Eukaryota, Apusomonadida, Apusomonadidae.
AUGCAGAAGCUCCUCGCCUGCAAGGUCCACAUCGGCACCAAGAACCUCGACUACCACAUGACGCCGUACAUCUGGAAGCGCCGCGACGACGGCAUCUACCUGAUGAACCUCGGCAAGACCUGGGAGAAGCUCAUGCUCGCUGCCCGUGUCAUCGUUGCUGUCGAGAACGCCGCUGACGUUGUCGCCAUCUCGGCCCGCACCUUUGGCCAGCGUGCUGUGCUCAAGUACGCCAAGGCGACUGGCUGCAAGUCGGUUACCGGCCGCUUCACGCCCGGUACCUUCACUAACCAGAUCCAGAAGCGCUUCAUGGAGCCGCGCCGUGCGCGAGGCUCGUUUGCCAACAUCCCGACCAUCGCCUUCUGCGACACCGACUCGCCGCUCGAGUACGUCGACGUUGCCAUCCCGUGCAACAACAAGGGCCGCCUCUCCAUCGGUAUCAUGUACUGGCUCCUCGCCCGUGAGGUGCAGCGCAUGCGUGGCGUCAUCGACCGCCAGACCCCGUGGGACGUCAUGCCCGACCUGUACUUCUACGUCGACCCGGAGGAGGCUGAUGCCCGCGAGGCCGAGCGCGCCGCCGCCGCCGCCGCCGCCGCCACCGCUGCCAACGCUUCGGCCGAGGCUGAGGCCGCCUACGCCGAGACCGCCGUCCCGGCCGCCACCGAGGCGCCCGAGUGGGCCGCUGGUGCCGAGCAGCCCGGCUGGCCUGGUGAGGCUGGUGCCUUCCAGCUUGACUCGCAGGCGCCGGACUCGUGGGCCGAUGACGGUGCCGCGUGGUAA